Panicum virgatum (switchgrass) is the source of this 1305-nucleotide messenger RNA. Its product is annotated as probable DNA-directed RNA polymerase I subunit RPA43. The transcript has 6 exons. The record is from RefSeq and is a predicted model, not a curated record. The coding region runs from base 148 to 972 and encodes 274 amino acids. Lineage: Eukaryota; Viridiplantae; Streptophyta; Magnoliopsida; Poales; Poaceae. Gene Ontology annotation, cellular component: RNA polymerase I complex. Gene Ontology annotation, biological process: DNA-templated transcription initiation.
CCCGCGUACACCGCCGACCCCACCGGUCAGUCUCGCUCUCGCCGCGCGCCUCUCCCCUAGUCCCCCUUCCUCCCCUCCACUGCCCUCGCGCCGCCGCCGCUGCCCACUAGGGUUUAGUGUUCUCCCCGCCGCCCGCCGCCGCCCGCGAUGGAGGCGCUCCGGGAGGCGGAGGCGAAGCUCACGGUCUACGUGCACCCCUCCAACGCCGCCGACGUCCCGCGCGCCGUCGCCCGCCAGCUCAGCACGCUCCUCUUCUCGUACGAAGAGCGCUUUGAUGGCGUGCUGCUGGCUCACAAGACUACAUUAGUCGACGAGGAUAGCAAGGAUGAUGAAAGUGAAGGCAAGGGUAAGAAGAAGGUCGAUGAUAAAAGUGAAGUCGAGGGUAAGAAAAAGGUCGAUGAUAAAAGUGAAGUUGAGGGUAAGGAGGAGGUCAAAAUCCUAAGAGCCAAGAUCCUGAAUGGCUUGGUACCGUACUUUGGCGUCCGCGUGCAUGCGAACCUGCUGAUCUUCUCUCCCAAGCCGGACAUGAUCCUGGAAGGGAAGGUAGAAACGCUCAGGAAGGGGUCGAUUCAUGCCGUUAUAUUGGGAAUUUUCUCAGUGGCCAUUAUGUCUGAUGAUAUUUCUGAAAAGUUCAAAUUCAGAAGGAAAAGUGAUGGGGGGAGAUUUGUGAGCCGCUCAGAUAGACAGCAUGUGAUUACAAGAGGAACAAUGAUAAGGUUUUUUGUCAAAGGGGUGGAUACAGAAAUGAAUUGUCAUAUUACUGGAUCUUUAAUCCCACCUCACACUGGAUCCAUGGAUUGGUUGUCAGUACACGAUGCUGAAUAUGCAGCAGAAAUCAACGGGAGAUCAAGGGAUGAUAGCAACAAAAUUGAGCAGAAUGAACAAGAACACAGAAUACUCAAGAAUGAAGAUAGCAUGGUGAAAUCUGAACGGACACACAAGUCCCGAAAGAGGAGCAUUGAAAACCGAUAAUUCAUUUUGGUUGUGAAGAAUUUUGUUUGAAUGCAAGAAUGUUGGCUGGAUGCUUUUGGCAGAGGGCAAUGAAGGCCAAGUGGGCUUGUAUGUGGUGUUUUCCUUCAAUGCUUCUGCUGUCUGUUGAUGCUUACUGGGGAGAAGAUGCCCCUCCAGUUCAAGAAAUGGUGCUUUAGCCUAUUCAGAAACCUGGCAACCUGCUUCCCCUGUUGCUUACUGGGAGAAGUGUACGAUGAUGUAAAACAAAUGAGGAUCGCAUUUGUAAUAGAUCACUUUAUCUGCCAACUUGUGACUGAUCUCAUCCAAUGAACCAAUUUUUGAUGGAAAAUCUGA